Molecule: messenger RNA, 348 nt
Organism: Soboliphyme baturini
Lineage: Eukaryota; Metazoa; Nematoda; Enoplea; Dioctophymatida; Soboliphymatidae
Source: the annotation of a GenBank genome assembly
AUGAUCUUUUAUACCUGUGACGUUGGUUGCUUAGUACGAAACAUAAGCCAGCGGUGUACACACCAGCAGCAGCAGCAGCAGCAGCAGCAGCAGCUGCAGAGGGCAAGUGGAGCGAGAACUUCGUUACUGUUUACCUACCAACCAACCCCGUUCCCGCCGACCUACCUACCGACCGACCGAACGACCUACCAAUCGACAGUCAGACAACAGGUGUACAGUCAGUCGAAGGAGAAGGGAACACAUGGCAACGGCAACGGCAACACGAUCGUUUACGUUUGCUCGUUUGCAGACGCGGACGGCUUUGGCGACUCGGCUGGCAUUGCGAAAGUCAGCGCGCUUGCUUCGUGA